Molecule: messenger RNA, 17350 nt
Organism: Coregonus sp. 'balchen'
Lineage: Eukaryota; Metazoa; Chordata; Actinopteri; Salmoniformes; Salmonidae
Source: the annotation of a GenBank genome assembly
CUCGGUCAGCGAUUACACACGUCUGAAAACAUGGCGAAUUUUGUGGAGGCAACAUCCUCGCAGCAGUUUGAGGACUUGCUAUCAAAGGCUGGCAAGUAUGUACAUCAUUUCAUAAUAUGACAUUUAAGCAAUUAGCUAUUGAAUGAGUUUAAUUCAAAUAUACCUAGUAUGAUAUUUAGCUUGCUAUGAUAGCUACUUUUAUGUUAUAUCGACAUCUAGCAAGCUAGCGUGAUGUAGCUUCACCCUUUUAGGUAACGUUAACUAGCUAUCUAGCUGCUCCAAAUGAAAGUAUAACUAGCUAGCCAUUUGAGCGAAUAUUUGCUUUAGCAUGUCGUCGGACGACAACGAACUUGGACAUCUAGCUAACUAAUAACAUACAUUUUUAUUGUACAAGGUGUGAAUGUAAUUGAUCAUUGUACAUGCUGAUGCGUUUAUCUGAUAUGAACUGUCACGCUCUGCGUCUUGAACUCGUGUGGAAUUCUUGUCAUGAGAUUUACAUUUAACAUUUAACAUUUUACAUCAUUUAGCAGACGCUCUUAUCCAGAGCGACUUACAUAUUGGUGCAUUCACCUUAUGAUAGCCAGUGGGACAACCACUUUACAAUUAUUAUUGAUAUGUCUGCCAGACAUGCAGAGAUGUGAUUCGCCACCUGGUUAUCAGAAGGGGGAAAGGAGAAGAUGACGGGGCUAGGCGAGCCUUUCUAUUAGGCAGACAUACUUUUCUAUGCCUUAUAAUGUAGGACAAGCCCCCAUAUGAAAGUGAGCGAUUAACUCCUUAUCAGACAUGACUAGUGUUAUCCCACAUAACAGAGGUACUCCCGAGUGGCGCAGUGGCGCAUCUCUAGUAGCUGUGCCACUAGAGAUCCUGGUUCGAAUCCAGGCUCUGUCGUAGCCGGCCGUGACCGGGAGACCAAUUGGGCGGCGCACAAUUGGCCCAGCGUCGUCCAGGUUAGGGGAGGGAACGGCCGGCAGGGAUGUAGUUCAGUUGGUAGAGCAUGGCGUUUGCAACGCCAGGGUUGUGGGUUCAUUUCCCACGGGGGGCCAGUAUAAAAAUAAUAAUAAUAAUAACAACAACAAAAAAACAUGUAAUGUAUGCACUCACUGUAAGUCGCUCUGGAUAAGAGCGUCUGCUAAAGGACUAAAAUGUAAAAUGUAAAUGUAAAAAUAACAUCACAUGCCCAUUUCAGAAUUAUGAAGCUAACUAGGUCCAUUCAGUUAUUGUGCUCUUGAAAUCCGUCAUCAAAAGUAGGCUAUAAAAUAAUAUUUAAUUCCAGAAGAUUCCUGUUAUGAUCCACUGUCCUAGUCAUGUGAUGUUCAGUUGGUCAGCGAUCUCGUGCAUGAUCAUCACUGUAUGGGAGGUAAGAAUUAGUGGAUGACAACAACGUCAAUUAUCUAGGCCUACUGAUGGUGGACAGUAGCUGGCAAGUGUGCGUGCAUGUCCCACAUCUUUAGCAUAUGAAUCUGCGUGUCUAUAAAGUUGUGCUGUUUUAGACCUAUUGCUAUUCUGAGAUCUGACACCUGUCUCUUCCUUGAGCCUCACCGGUGUACCCACGGCCUUACACCAUUCCAAUAUAAUAAUAUAAUAUAUAAUAUGCCAUUUAGCAGACGCUUUUAUCCAAAGCGACUUACAGUCAUGCGUGCAUACAUUUUUUUUGUGUAUGGGUGGUCCCGGGGAUCGAACCCACUACCUUGGCGUUACAAGCGCCGUGCUCUACCAGCUGAGCUACAGAGGACCACAAUCUAAUGUAACUUCUCUGUUCCACCAGGUUCUUGACAGUGGUCCACUUCCAGGCAGCAUGGGCCCCACAGUGCAGUCAGAUGAACGAUGUGAUGGGAGAGCUGGCAAAGGAGAACAAACACACCAUGUUUGUCAAGGUACAUACUGUAAUAUGCCUUGUGAUGGAUGUUACACGAUGCCUGAUGCACAUAAUAUACCUUGUGAUGGAUGUUACACGAUGCCUGAUGCACUUAAUAUACCUUGUGAUGGAUAAUAUACCUUGUGAUGGAUGUUACACGAUGCCUGAUGCACAUAAUAUACCUUGUGAUGGAUGUUACACGAUGCCUGAUGCACUUAAUAUACCUUGUGAUGGAUAAUAUACCUUGUGAUGGAUGUUACACGAUGCCUGAUGCACAUAAUAUACCUUGUGAUGGAUGUUACACGAUGCCUGAUGCACAUAAUAUACCUUGUGAUGGAUGUUACACGAUGCCUGAUGCACUUAAUAUACCUUGUGAUGGAUAAUAUACCUUGUGAUGGAUGUUACACGAUGCCUGAUGCACAUAAUAUACCUUGUGAUGGAUGUUACACGAUGCCUGAUGCACUUAAUAUACCUUGUGAUGGAUAAUAUACCUUGUGAUGGAUGUUACACGAUGCCUGAUGCACAUAAUAUACCUUGUGAUGGAUAAUAUACCUUGUGAUGGAUGUUACACGAUGCCUGAUGCACUUAAUAUACCUUGCGAUGGAUGUUACAUGUAGUGAUGUUAAAUGUAAUACCGGAGCUCUGAGACGUGUGAAAAUUGCUAAGCAGUUAACUUCAAAGCAGUGUGUCGAUGCGUGGAUCACUUUUUCAGAAGUACCAAGCUGCUUUCAAACACUGACCUCUACUGGACACCGUAGUUACAUAUAUAGUUAGGAUGUUGUACAGAAAGUUUCACCUGACCGGUAGCUUAGCAGGUAGAGUAGGGAACUUUGGAGCAUUCAGGGACUUGAGGGUCGUGAGGUCGAAUCAUGUUGAAGGCACACUAUUUUGAAAAUUGUUUUAUGUGAAACCACACUUUCUGUUGUUCAAAUAAUUUGUUUUAUUUCGUUUAGUAUAUGCUUCUGUCUUAAGCAUCCUAAAUAAUGCCAUAGAUUCAGUUUUAGAAAAAUUGUAAUCUUGAAGGCAAAAAAGGGAAGCAUGAUGUGAGAUGGGAACCUGCUAUUCCACCUGAUUAUAGGCUACUAAAGACAACGACUGACCUCUGUACAUUGUGAUACAUAUGACAGCCAACUUUCUGACUCCGCCCAUAACUUUUGGACUUUAUAGCGUUCCCAGAAGGCAUGGAUUAUUGAGUCAUUAGUAGUUUUACACUUACAGUGGGGAAAAAAAGUAUUUAGUCAGCCACCAAUUGUGCAAGUUCUCCCACUUAAAAAGAUGAGAGGCCUGUAAUUUUCAUCAUAGGUACACGUCAACUAUGACAGACAAAUUGAGAAUUUUUUUCUCCAGAAAAUCACAUUGUAGGAUUUUUUAAUGAAUUUAUUUGCAAAUUAUGGUGGAAAAUAAGUAUUUAGUCACCUACAAACAAGCAAGAUUUCUGGCUCUCACAGACCUGUGACUUCUUCUUUAAGAGGCUCCUCUGUCCUCCACUCGUUACCUGUAUUAAUGGCACCUGUUUGAACUUGUUAUCAGUAUAAAAGACACCUGUCCACAACCUCAAACAGUCACACUCCAAACUCCACUAUGGCCAAGACCAAAGAACUGUCAAAGGACACCAGAAACAAAAUUGUAGACCUGCACUAGGCUGGGAAGACUGAAUCUGCAAUAGGUAAGCAGCUUGGUUUGAAGAAAUCAACUGUGGGAGCAAUUAUUAGGAAAUGGAAGACAUACAAGACCACUGAUAAUCUCCCUCGAUCUGGGGCUCCACGCAAGAUCUCACCCCGUGGGGUCAAAAUGAUCACAAGAACGGUGAGCAAAAAUCCCAGAACCACACGGGGGGACCGAGUGAAUGACCUGCAGAGAGCUGGGACCAAAGUAACAAAGCCUACCAUCAGUAACACACUACGCCGCCAGGGACUUAAAUCCUGCAGUGCCAGACGUGUCCCCCUGCUUAAGCCAGUACAUGUCCAGGCCCGUCUGAAGUUUGCUAGAGUGCAUUUGGAUGAUCCAGAAGAGGAUUGGGAGAAUGUCAUAUGGUCAGAUGAAACCAAAAUAGAACUUUUUGGUAAAAACUCAACUCGUCGUGUUUGGAGGACAAAGAAUGCUGAGUUGCAUCCAAAGAACACCAUACCUACUGUGAAGCAUGGGGGUGGAAACAUCAUGCUUUGGGGCUGUUUUUCUGCAAAGGGACCAGGACGACUGAUCCGUGUAAAGGAAAGAAUGAAUGGGGCCAUGUAUCGUGAGAUUUUGAGUGAAAACCUCCUUCCAUCAGCAAGGGCAUUGAAGAUGAAACGUGGCUGGGUCUUUCAGCAUGACAAUGAUCCCAAACACACCGCCCGGGCAACGAAGGAGUGGCUUCGUAAGAAGCAUUUCAAGGUCCUGGAGUGGCCUAGCCAGUCUCCAGAUCUCAACCCCAUAGAAAAUCUUUGGAGGGAGUUGAAAGUCCGUGUUGCCCAGCGACAGCCCCAAAACAUCACUGCUCUAGAGGAGAUCUGCAUGGAGGAAUGGGCCAAAAUACCAGCAACAGUGUGUGAAAACCUUGUGAAGACUUACAGAAAACGUUUGACCUGUGUCAUUGCCAACAAAGGGUAUAUAAGAAAGUAUUGAGAAACUUUUGUUAUUGACCAAAUACUUAUUUUCCACCAUAAUUUGCAAAUAAAUUCAUUAAAAAUCCGACAAUGUGAUUUUCUGGAUUUUUUUUCCUCAAUUUGUCUGUCAUAGUUGACGUGUACCUAUGAUGAAAAUUACCGGCCUCUCUCAUCUUUUUAAGUGGGAGAACUUGCACAAUUGGUGGCUGACUCAAUACUUUUUUUUCCCACUGUACAUUUACAUUUUUGUCAUUUAGCAGACACUCUUAUCCAGAGCGACUUACAGUUAGUGCAUACAUUUUUAUUUAUCAUAGUAGCCCCCCGUGGGAAUCGAACCCACAACCCUGGCGUUGCAAACGCCAUGCUCUACCAACUGAGCUACAUCCCUGCCGGCCAUUCCCUCCCCUACCCUGGGCCAAUUGUGCGCCGCCCCAUGGGUCUCCCGGUCGCGGCCGGCUACGACAGAGCCUGGAUUCGAACCAGGAUCUCUAGUGGCACAGCUAGCACUGUGAUGCAGUGCCUUAGACCACUGCGCCACUCGGGAGAAAGACUUCAGACAUGACUCUGCCGUUGUGCUGUAGAAUUUUGUCUCUUGUAAAAUACAUUCUAUACAUUAAGUUAUGCUAGAUUAAGUGUCACUUUUCGUUACCUGUAAUUUUGUUAGUUACUUUCCAACAUUCCCUCUAAUAGUAGUUAUUUUUAAGUCUUGGUUCCAAUGAGAGCUGUGACUGCCGGUUCUCACAGUAAUUGACUGUUAAUUAACAUAAACACAUUUAGCAUCUCUUGGCCUCCAGCAAACCUCUUUAAAAAAAAAGUCUAAUAAACAAAUGUAAAAUACACCAUCACAGUAAAUCCAUUAUUUAUUGUAGUCAGGUCUAAAUAAAUAUUAUGAUAUGAAGAAAAUGUAUUUCAGAAGAACAGAAUAUGAGUUAGCCUACUGUAUGUUAUCUGGCUAUACUCCAUGCCAUAGGUUGUAUGGUUGUUCAUUUAGCAGACAAGAUACGCUUAUAAGUCUCGUGCCAUUAUUUUAUAUGAUUUUAUAGUAAGAAGAAUACAAUUGAACUUAGCUGAAUAAAAUAUAAAUAAUAUUUUUCCCAUUACGGAGCAAGUGCUCAUAUGACGUGGCUAUAUGGAGCGUAAAAGUGAUCACUUGAAACAGGUCAUAUAUGCUAGAUUUAGAGUUAUUUGGCAGCUUUAGUUCUGAAUGAUACAAACCUGAGAAUGUCUUAGAAAUCUAAAGAUAUCUGGGCUGCAUGGUGAUAUCUGGGCUGCAUGGUGAUAUCUGGGCUGCAUGGUGAUAUCUGGGCUGCAUGGUGAUAUCUGGGCUGCAUGGUGAUAUAUGGGCUGCAUGGUGAUAUAUGGGCUGCAUGGUGAUAUAUGGGCUGCAUGGUGAUAUAUGGGCUGCAUGGUGAUAUAUGGGCUGCAUGGUGAUAUAUGGGCUGCAUGGUGAUGUAUGGGCUGCAUGGUGAUAUAUGGGCUGCAUGGUGAUAUAUGGGCUGCAUGGUGAUAUUUGGGCUGCAUGGUGAUAUCUGGGCUGCAUGGUGAUAUCUGGGCUGCAUGGUGAUAUCUGGGCUGCAUGGUGAUGUAUGGGCUGCAUGGUGAUGUAUGGGCUGCAUGGUGAUGUAUGGGCUGCAUGGUGAUAUCUGGGCUGCAUGGUGAUAUCUGGGCUGCAUGGUGAUAUCUGGGCUGCAUGGUGAUAUCUGGGCUGCAUGGUGAUAUAUGGGCUGCAUGGUGAUAUCUGGGCUGCAUGGUGAUAUCUGGGCUGCAUGGUGAUAUCUGGGCUGCAUGGUGAUAUCUGGGCUGCAUGGUGAUAUCUGGGCUGCAUGGUGAUAUCUGGGCUGCAUGGUGAUAUAUGGGCUGCAUGGUGAUAUAUGGGCUGCAUGGUGAUAUAUGGGCUGCAUGGUGAUAUAUGGGCUGCAUGGUGAUAUUUGGGCUGCAUGGUGAUAUUUGGGCUGCAUGGUGAUAUAUGGGCUGCAUGGUGAUAUCUGGGCUGCAUGGUGAUAUAUGGGCUGCAUGGUGAUAUAUGGGCUGCAUGGUGAUAUCUGGGCUGCAUGGUGAUAUAUGGGCUGCAUGGUGAUAUAUGGGCUGCAUGGUGAUAUAUGGGCUGCAUGGUGAUAUCUGGGCUGCAUGGUGAUAUCUGGGCUGCAUGAUGCGACUAGAGGAUAUUGAUGAUUUGAGAAAGUAGCAAACAAAAAAAGCUUGCUCUGUUCCUCACCUCAGACUGCACAGCUGUUCUCUCAUCAAGUGAUCAUAUUUUCACCCAUCAGACUAUUCUCAAUUUAAUCUUUACUAAUAUGUAAAAUGAGUUUAGAUUUAGAAUGGCCCAUUUAUCAAAUGAACAGGGGCAGGAGAAAAAAAUACAUGUAAUCUGUGUUGACUGGAAUAGCGAAUGGAGGCGGCGCGCUUUCCCACCGGUCCGUUCUGUAGGUUACUGUGGUUUUAUAGCGGAGCAGGUUAAUACGAGCAGCUGGGAAAUAAAUAUAAGACCUCUUAUUUCACUCCACACAUCAACCACUGUUUGAGGAGCACGCUCUCACUGCCCCGACCAGGUGAUAUUCCGCCCAAACUCCGUAUGCCAUGGGCUCUCCAACCCUGUUCCUCCAGCUACCCAGUACUCUGUAUGCCAUGGGCUCUCCAACCCUGUUCCUCCAGCUACCCAGUACUCUGUAUGCCAUGGGCUCUCCAACCCUGUUCCUCCAGCUACCCAGUACUCCGUAUGCCAUGGGCUCUCCAACCCUGUUCCUCCAGCUACCCAGUACUCCGUAUGCCAUGGGCUCUCCAACCCUGUUCCUCCAGCUACCCAGUACUCUGUAUGCCAUGGGCUCUCCAAUCCUGUUUCUGCAGCUACCCAGUACUCCGUAUGCCGUGGGCUCUCCAACCCUGUUCCUCCAGCUACCCAGUACUCUGUAUGCCAUGGGCUCUCCAACCCUGUUCCUCCAGCUACCCAGUACUCUGUAUGCCACGGGCUCUCCAACCUUGUUUCUGCAGCUACCCAGUGCUUCAUUUUGGGAAACCAAGUUAAAUCUGUUCGGGAACAUCGCAACAAAACAUAUUUCACUGAACUGUUGACAGCCCGUCUCUCUGCGCACUGGAGAAAGGAAUAAAGGAGAGAGGAGGAGAUGGAAACGCAUGGUGGUGAGAUGCUGUAUAGCUAAAGGUAAUGUCACCCAAUUAAUUAUGAAUAUAUAAAAAUUCCCUAUUACUAGGCUAUUCAAAUACAAAUUCACUAAUUGUAGGCUAACUGUAAGCCGCCCUGCACAAUCAAUGAACCAACAGCAUUGCCUAGGGCUAUACGUUCUCUCCCAGACUAGUGGAUAGACAUUUUGGAGCGUAGCAUAAGGUAACCAGUCCAUCCAGUAUGCAUAAUAAUACUGUCCACACUCAAAGGCCAUUACUAGAAUUGUGUUGAAUCUUGGAGUGUAGGCCUAUGCGCAUAAGCUCUAAUAUACAUAUGAGUGUUUUGAAUUAAUCAUCACCUUAGAAAGCGCUGUCAAUUUUUUUUGUGUUAGCCUUUGAAACAACAUCCACAGCAACCAUGUUUUACACUGUUUCAACCUGCUGUUGAACUUUAUUCUUCAAAUUGAUCAUCACAGUGAGGUGAGUUUUAAAAGUAAGACAGGCCUACUGUUUUAAUGGUGAGUGUUUGAUGUGAUUUUUUUUUAUUGCAUUUGCAUUGAUGUCAGAGUGGUUAGAGGGACAAUAGAGCCCUGAGUACCAGGCCAUUCGGACCUUGAUGGUAGUUAGCGAGUUAGGUUCUACCAAAGCAUGUCCGGAGUGCAUAAGAGGAGAUUACUGUAAGUCGCUCUGGAUAAGAGCGUCUGCUAAAUGACUAAUUAUUUAUAAUUUAUUAUUACCAUGACUCAACAACGGUCACAUGGCAUUUUGGAAUUUUACUGCGGUCUUGACUGAUGACUGCCCUUGUGGCGGAAAUAUGGUCACUGCAAAAGCCCUAGUUCCAAUUUCUAUUGUUUUCUAAGAGGUUGUCAGUUGGACAGACUCUCUGCAAGGUUUUGUAUACCUUACCUACAAUCUGAGUAUCAUUUUCUGACUAAAAUAGGAUUCCCUCAAGAUUGCUCUGAUGGUCCAAAAGAUUUCUAAUUGAAAUUUCUUGAUAUGAAACUUUUAAGUUGCAUGUAUUUGAAAAUAUCUACAUUGGUCAGUCCAAAAUUGAUUUUACAUUUUGUCAUGGAAAUACAUGUAUUUCCUGUUACCAAGUAAUUCACGGUUUCUAUGCCUUUUUAGUUUUCCAUGUGGACCAAUUUAUCGGUGAAUUCUGAAAAGCUAUCCAAGGAUUGUUUCAUAGGGUUGUGUUUUUUGGGAGUGAUAUUGGUUCUUGUAGAAUGCGUAGAAUUUUCUUCCAUAUUGUUAUAGUGUUCUUAACUAUGAAGUUGUUAAUGGUCUUUAGAUUUAUCCUUUGAAAAUAGACGUGAAAAUAUUUUGGGGGUGAGCAUGUGCAUCUUCAAUAUGUACGCAUUGUUCCUCUUUAGUGCAUUUAGCACUAAAGUAAAAGCCUUGGGUGGUGAGUUUAAAACCACACUCAGACUUAGGAAGAUGUACAACUUUCCAUCUUAUUCUAUGAGUUUUAUUUGGUCAUAUAAAAUCUGUUAUGGCCGAGCAUACUUUUUUAAAAGAACGUCUUCGGUGGGGUAAUUGGUAUUACCCAGAAUAAAUACAAUGACUCUGGGAGCCAUGCCAUUCUGAAGACGUUUAUUCUACCUGUAAGAUUUAUGGGAAGAUUGUUCCAUUUAAUUAGAUCUGCUUUCAUAUUGUUGAGUAAUGGGAUAAAGGGAUUUUUAUAUAUUUGUUUGUUGUCACUUAUUAAUCAUGCGAAGUAUGAUCUUUUUUUGUGGUCCACUUAAAGGACUGCUGUAGACAACAACAACAACAACAACACGCCAUUUAGCAGACGCUUUUAUCCAAAGCGACUUACAGUCAUGCGUACAUACAUUUUUACGUAUGUGUGGUCCCGGGGAUCGAACCCACUACCCUGAGCGUUACAAGCACCGUGCUCUACCAGCUGAGCUACAGAGGACCAAGCACCGUGCUCUACCAGCUGAGCUACAGAGGACCAAGCGCCGUGCUCUACCAGCUGAGUUACAGAGGACCAGAGGACCACGUAGAUCAUGAGUUAUUGUUUUUCCUAUUGCCAUUAUUUCCAUUUUUUCCACAUUCAUUUUAUAUCCUGAGAUUUGAGAGUAUUCUGAAAAGAUGUAGUGUUCCCUUUGUAGUGCACUGCUUUUGACCAGAGCCCAUAGGUGCAAAGUAGUGCACUAGCGAUUUAGGGAAUACGGUGCCGUUUCAAAUCACAUUUUAUUUGUCACAUCCGAAUACUUUUAAAUUUUAGUCAUUUAGCAGACGGUCUUAUCCAGAGCGACUCACAGUUAGUGAGUGCAUACAUUUUUCAUACUGGAGAGAGAGAGAGAAUACAACAAGUGUAGACUUUACCGUGAAAUGCUUAACUACGAGCCCCUUUCCCAACAAUGCAGUUAAAAAGUAGAAAAUUAACAAAUAGAUAAAAAUAAGAUAGUAACACAUUUGGAACUCUGGUCAGGGACUCCGUCAUAAUGCCUCUCCCUCUCCUGGGACCCAGAGGAUCUGCCUGGUAGUGAUAUUCUCUCUUUCUCUCUGUCUCUGUUCCUCUCUCUCUGUCACUCUGUCUCUCUGUCUCUCUGUCUCUCUGUCUCUCUGUCUCUGUCUCUCUGUUUCUCUCUGUCUCUUCUCUCUCUAUCUGUCUCUCUGUCUCUGUCUCUCUCUCUCUCUCUCUGUCACUCUGUCUCUGUUCCUCUCUCUCUGUCUGCCUGGUUCAUGUCUGAUUAGACCUGUGGUAUAGGGGUGGGAGAGGGGGGGGCGAUACGAUAAAGACUUAUGGCUUGUGUACAGUGAUCAAGGAGAGAUAUGCUAUCCUUUUUCAUAAUGACGUAGGCCUAACCAGUAGAUUUGAUAUUUGAUCCAACACUGCAAAAAUCGUACACUGCAAAAUCGUACACUGCAAUCGUACACUGAUCGUACACUGCAAAAGAGCUGUUUUCUUAAUUUGUGUUUCAAGUUAUUUUUUCCCCCCAUACACAUUUAUUAACAAUAUUCCUAUAGACUCCAAUAUGAGUAUUUUCUUCCUGUACCCAGCCUAGGUUGUCUUUAAUCAAUCAAUAUCACUGUUAUUGCCCAUGUCACAUGGAAACAAGCAUUUGGCUAUACAUAUUUAGUGACUAUAUGUCGCCACCCUCAUAGCUAUAUUUCACUGCGUGAAUGUAGGUAGUGUUCACAGAGCCUAUAAGUGACUGUCAGUCAUAAUGCUACGCCCCAUGGGGCAGCAGCACCAACAGCAGAGUUGGCUCCAGGCAGGAAAUAAGUGAUGUCUGUAAUCGCCCGUCUGUAAUGGCUGGCUGCGACAACCUGGGUCAGUGAUUUAUGGAUUUCAAUAUGUGCCAGCUAAAUAUGAUUGAACAUUCUCUGGGUCAGUAGUGCAUCAAUGUUGGUUCUCCUUUCCUCUGCCUUGGGGGGCAUUUCUGGGAAUUCAUGGUGAAAUACAAACCUUCAAAGCCCUGUUUGUGUGAUGGUCCAGUGUUGGAAGGUAGCUAACUUGACCUGGAAUCCUCGGUGAAGUCUUUAAAAAAAAAAAAAACUCAAAGAAAUCAGAAACAUCAUUGUUUUUAGACAUGAAAUUGAACGUGAUCUUUUUUUUUAACGAUGUAAAGUAAAGGCCAACUUGAACUGUUUUAUUCUACUGUUUUAGUUUGAGGUGCGUGAUCACGCUAGUCCCCUUCAUUUGGUCCUGGUGGAUUGCCACAGCACUGUCAAGAACAAAGCGACUAUCCAUCACCAAUCACAGAUCACAACACCCCGAGCAGAGCAGGAGAUGGUGCUACUCUGCUCUCUCAUUUGUCUUGCUUGUUAGAAAUAUCAAAGUGGUGAAUGUGUGCUUUAUUUUCUCCCUGAAGGGUGAUGCCUCCUGGCUAAAUACAUCUAGUGUUGAGGGGGGACUGGAGUGGGGUUCAGGGGGCUUCUUCAUUGUUUGUUGGCUUGGAAAGGGAACAAAGGGGAAUCAGCAUUGUGUGGAUGAUCCCUCAUUCACUCUAUCUCUUUCUUCAUUCCCCUUCCCUUCCCUUCCCCUCUCUUCCCUUCCCUUGCUUUGUCCUCUCUCUCUCUCUCUCCAUCCCUUCCUCCCUCCUUCUCUCCUCUCUCUCCUAUAGCUGGAGGCAGAAGCAGUGCCAGAGGUAUCAGAGAAAUAUGAGAUUGCCUCAGUACCUACCUUCCUCUUCUUUAAGGUGAGUCUUAUUACCUCAGUCCCUACCUUCCUCUUCUUUAAGGUGAGUCUUAUUACCUCAGUCCCAACCUUCCUCUUCUUUAAGGUGAGUCUUAUUACCUCAGUCCCAACCUUCCUCUUCUUUAAGGUGAGUCUUAUUACCUCAGUCCCUACCUUCCUCUUCUUUAAGGUGAGUCUUAUUACCUCAGUCUCAACCUUCCUCUUCUUUAAGGUGAGUCUUAUUACCUCAGUCUCAACCUUCCUCUUCUUUAAGGUGAGUCUUAUUACCUCAGUCCCAACCUUCCUCUUCUUUAAGGUGAGUCUUAUUACCUCAGUCCCUACCUUCCUCUUCUUUAAGGUGAGUCUUAUUACCUCAGUCCCUUCCGUCCUCUUCUUUAAGGUGAGUCUUAUUACCUCAGUCCCUACCGUCCUCUUCUUUAAGGUGAGUCUUAUUACCUCAGUCCCUACCUUCCUCUUCUUUAAGGUGAGUCUUAUUACCUCAGUCCCUACCUUCCUCUUCUUUAAGGUGAGUCUUAUUACCUCAGUCCCUACCGUCCUCUUCUUUAAUGUGAGUCUUAAAAUUGGAAUCUUUAACAUUAAGUAAAAUCCCUAACCGAAAAACAAAUAUACACUACAUUACCAAAAGUAUGUGGAGACCCCUUCAAAUGAGUGGAUUUGGGUAUUUCAGCCACACCUGUUGCUGACAGCCAUGCAAUCUCCAUAGACAAACAUUGGCAGUAGAAUGGCCCGUACUGAAGAGCUCAGUGACUGUCAACGUGGCACAGUCAUAGGAUGCCACCUUUCCAACAAGGCACUUCAUCAAAUUUCUGCCCUGCUAGAACUGCCCAUGUCAACUGUAAGUGCUGUUUUUGUGAAGUAGAAACAUCUAGGAGCAACAAUGGCUCAACUGCGAAGUGGUAGGCCACACAAGCUCACAGAACAGAAAAAUAAUCUGUCCUCGGUUUGCAACACUCACUACCGAGUUCCAAACUGCCUCUGGAAGCAACGUCAGCACAAGAACUGUUCGUCAGGAGCUUCAUGAAAUGGGUUUCCAUGGCUGAGCAGCCACACACAAGCCUAAGAUCACCUUGUGCAAUGCCAAGCGUCGGGUUGAGUGGUGUAAAGCUCACCACCAUUGGACUCUGGAGCAGUGGAAACGCGUUCUCUGGAGUGAUGAAUCACGCAUCACCAUCUGGCAGUCCGACGGACAAAUCUGGGUUUGGCGGAUGGCAGGAGAACGCUACCUGCCCCAAUGCAUAGUGCCAACUGUCAAGUUUGGUGGAGGAGGGAUAAUGGUCUGGGGCUGUUUUUCAUGGUUCAGGCUAGGCCCCUUAGUUCCACUGAAGAUACUUUUUAAUGCUACAGCAUACAAUUACGUUCUAGACGAUUCAGUGCUUCCAACUUUGUGGCAACAGUUUGGGGUAGGCCCUUUACUGUUUCAGCAUGAUAAUGCCCAUGUGCACAAAGCGAGGUCCAUACAUAAAUGGUUUGACGAGAUCGGUGUGGAAGAACUUGACUGGCCUGCACAGAACCCUGACCUCAACCACAUCGACCAAUGCUGUAGGCCUAUACAGUGCAUUCGGAAAGUAUUCAGACCCCUUGCUUUUCCACAUUUUGUUACAUUACAGCCUUAUUCUAGAAUGGAUUUCCUCAUCAAUCCACUCACAAUACAAUUUAAUGACAAAGCAAAUACAGGUGUUUAGAAAUGUUAGUAAAUAAAGAACACGCUACCUUUCAAAAGUUUGGGGUCACUUAGAAAUGUCCUUGUUUUCGAAAUAAAAUAUAUAUUUCUGUCCAUUAAAAUAACAUAUAAUAUAUCAGAAAUACAGUGUAGACAUUGUUAAUGUUGUAAAUGGCUAUUGUAGCUGGAAACGGCUGAUUUGUAGUGGAAUAUCUACAUAGGCGUACAGAGGCCCAUUAUCAGCAACCAUCAGUCCUGUGUUCCAAUGGAACGGUGUGUUUGCUAAUCCAAGUUUAUCAUUUUAAAAGGCUAAUUGAUCGUUAGAAAACCCUUUUGCAAUUUUGUUAGCACAGCUGAAAACUGUUGUGCUGAUUAAAGAAGCAAUAAAACAGGCCUUCUUGAGACUAGUUGAGUAUCUGGAGCAUCAGCAAUUGUGGGUUCGAUUACAGGAUCAAAAUAGCCAGAAACAAAUAUCUUUCUUCUGAAACUCGUCAAUCUAUUCUUGUUCUGAGAAAUGAAGGCUAUUCCAUGCGAGAGAUUGCCAAGAAACUGAAGAUCUCGUUUAACGCUGUGUACUACUCCCUUCACAGAACAGCGCAAACUGGCUCUAACCAGAAUAGAAAGAGGAGUGGGAGGCCCCGGUACACAACUGAGCAAGAGGACAAAUACAUUAGUGUCUAGUUUGAGAAACAGACUCCUCACAGGUCCUCAACUGGCAGCUUCAUUUAAUAGUACCCGCAAAACACCAGUCUCAACGUCAACAGUGAAGAGGCGACUCCGGGAUGCUGACCUUCUAGGCAGAGUUGCAAAGAAAAAGCCAUAUCUCAGACUGACCAAUAAAAAGAAAAGAUGGGCAAAAGAACAGACACUGGACAGACGAAUCGAAGUUUGAGGUGUUCGGAUCACAAAGAAGAAGACCAAAUGAAAAGAUGCUGGAGGAGUGCUUGAUGCCAUCUGUCAAGCAUGGUGGAGGCAAUGUGAUGGUCUGGGGGUGCUUUGGUGGUGGUGAAGUGGGAGAUUUGUACAAGGUAAAAGGGGUCUUGAAGAAGGAAGGCUAUCACUCCAUUUUGCAAUGCCAUGCCAUACCCUGUGGACGGCGCUUGAUUGGAGCCAAUUUCCUCCUACAACAGGACAAUGACCCAAAGCACAGCUCCAAACUAUGCAAUAACUAUUUAGGGAAGAAGCAGUCAGCUGGUAUUCUGUCUAUAAUGGAGUGGCCAGCACAGUCACCGGAUCUCAACCCUAUUGAGCUGUUGUGGGAGCAGCUUGACCGUAUGGUACGUAAGAAGUGCCCAUCAAGCCAAUCCAACUUGUGGGAGGUGCUUCAGGAAGCAUGGGGUGAAGUCUCUUCAGAUUACCUCAACAAAUUGACAACUAGAAUGCCAAAGGUCUGCAAGGCUGUAAUUGCUGCAAAUGGAAGAUUGUGAAGGACACAAUUAUUAUUUCAAUUAAAAAUCAUUAUUUCUAACCUUGUCAAUGACUACAUUUCCUAUGCAUUUUGCUAUAUUUCCUAUUCAAACUCAUUUCAUGUAUGUUUUCAUGGAAAACAAGGACAUUUCUAAGUGACAACAAACUUUUGAACAGUAGUUUACCUUAUUUACAUAAGUAUUCAGACCCUUUGCUAUGAGACUCAAUUGAGCUCAGGUGAAUCUUGUUUCCAUUGAUGAUCCUUGAGAUGUUUCUACAACUUGAUUGGAGUCCACCUGUGGUAAAUUCAAUUGAUUGGACAACAUUUGGAAAGGCACACACCUGUAUAUAUAAGGUCCCACAGUUGACAGUGCAUGUCAGAGCAAAAACCAAGCCAUGAAGUCGAAGGAAUUGUCCGUAGAGCUCAGAGACAGGGUUGUGUCGAGGCACAGAUCUGGGGAAGGGUACCAAGAAAUGUAUGCAGCAUUGAAGGUCCCCAAGAACACAGUGUCAUCAAUCUUUCUUAAAUGGAAGAAGUUUGGAACCACCAAGACUCUUCCUAUAGCUGGCCGCCUGGCCAAACUGAGCAAUCGGGUGAGAAGGGCCUUGGUCAGGGAGGUGACCAAGAACCUGACGGUCACGCUGACAUCGCUUCUGAAUACCAAGCGUCACGUCUGGAGGAAACCUGGCACCAUCCCUACGGUGAAGCAUGGUGGUGGCAGCAUCAUGCUGUGGGGAUGUUUUUCAGCGGCAGGGACUGGGGGACUAGUCAGGAUCGAGGGAAAGAUUAACGGAGCAAAGUACAAUGAGAUCCUUGAUGAAAAACUGCUCCAGAGCGCUCAGGACCUCAGACUGGGGUGAAGGUUCACCUUCCAACAGCACAACAACAUUAAGCACACAGCUAAGACAACGCAGGAGUCACUUCGGUACAAGUCUCUGAAUUUCCUUGAGUGGCCCAGCCAGAGCCUGGACUUGAACCCGAUCUAACACUCCCCAUCCAACCUGACAGAGCUUGAGAGGAUCUGCAGAGAAGAAUGGGAGAAACUCCCCAAAUACAGGUGUGCCAAGCAUGUAACGUCAUACCCAAGAAGAUUCUAGGCUGUAAUCGCUGCCAAAGGUGCUUCAACAAAGUACUGAGUAAAGGGUCUGAAUGCUUAUGUAAAUGCAAUAUUUCCGUUUUUUAUUUUUAAUACAUUUGCAAACAUUUCUAAAAAACAGUUUUUACUUUGUCAUUUUGGGGUAUUUUGUGUAGACUGAAUAAGCUGUAACGUAAAAAAAAUUAAUUUUAUAUUUUUAUUUUUACGUAGAUGCAGUAAAUCGCAUAGUAGGUCAAUUUCCGCAACUAAGAGCGUUGAAGCUCGAGGCUCAACUUCACGGCUGUUUUGGUGCCCUGGCAACCACGCUGCGAACCCUUGCACAUGUGCAGAUACUGUGUGUGACUGAGUGUUUCAUUUCACUCAUCUUAAUAUCUAUUCCUUGAUGACAUGCCCUGCUUUACGGAAGUUGCAAGACAUUGCAAGCCAAGAAAUUGUGAGAUUCCAUUGCAAGCCACAGCUUUUGAUUGUCGAUAGAUAGGCCUAGUGCACAGUUCUGACUCUGCCCUCUCUCUCCGUCCCUCACUAGCUCGCUAUGAAAGAUGCUUGUGUUUGUGUUCUCGGAAGUACGACAAACUAAUCAGACUCCUCCAUUCCAAAAAUGCUGAAUCUUAUGAGUCGAUUCCUAGCGGAAUCUAAUCUUGACACUCCGAGAUGGGAGUUUUCAGCCAUAGAGGCUGCUGGUAAAUACUUGUCUGUUAGGAGAGGUAACACACUGGAUAUCAGGAUCAAUGGGAAAAUAAAGCCUAGGUUACAGCUUCUCCACAGUCCCAUCAGGCCUUCUGUCAGGCCUUCACUGUUGAUUUAACAUGUCAAACAUUCAACUGAGCUCUCUCUCUCUCUCUCUCUCUCAAAACCCUCCUCCUCUAGAACAAUACAAACAAAAAGCGCUAAAAUAUGAAUGUUGUUUUUCUUUCCCCCCCAUUGUCCUCUGGUGGGUCUCAGGGUGGCCAGAAGAUUGACAGGCUGGACGGAGCUCAUGCCCCAGAGCUGACCAAUAAGGUCCAGAGGCUGUCGGUCAGCUCGGGGGGGCUGGGCGGGCCAGGGGUGGAGCCCCCCAAAGAGGACCUUAAUGAGCGUCUGAAGAGACUGAUCAAUGCAGCACCCUGCAUGCUCUUCAUGAAGGGAUCCCCACAGGAACCUCGCUGCGGUAAUGAGAGUGUGUGUGUGUACGUGUCUGCCUGCAUGUGUUGGCGUGAGAAGGAAAAGAGAGCGAUGGAGAGGCAGGCAUGGAGGAGGAGAGGAGGCAGGCAUGGUGGAGGAGAGGAGGCAGGCAUGGAGGAGGCAGGCAUGGUGGAGGAGAGGAGGCAGGCAUGGAGGAGGCAGGCAUGGUGGAGGAGAGGAGGCAGGCAUGGAGGAGGCAGGCAUGGUGGAGGAGAGGAGGCAGGUAUGGUGGAGGAGAGAAGGCAGGCAUGGUGGAGGAGAGGAGGCAGGCAUGGUGGAGGAGAGGAGGCAGGCAUGGAGGAGGAGAGGAGGAAGGCAUAG